Molecule: messenger RNA, 3006 nt
Organism: Dreissena polymorpha
Lineage: Eukaryota; Metazoa; Mollusca; Bivalvia; Myida; Dreissenidae
Product: histidine decarboxylase-like
Exons: 16
Coding region: 1-2052 (683 amino acids)
Biological process (GO): histamine biosynthetic process; L-histidine catabolic process
Molecular function (GO): pyridoxal phosphate binding; histidine decarboxylase activity
Source: RefSeq, a predicted model, not a curated record
AUGGAUUUUGAACAGUAUCGAAAGCAUGGGAAGGAAAUGGUUGACUACAUUGCGGACUACCUGCAAAACAUCCGGGAGCGGAGAGUGUUGCCGAACGUGAAGCCCGGAUACAUGCGGCAUCUGGUGCCGGACCAUGCACCGCAGAUGGGCGAGGACUGGAACCAAAUCAUGGAUGACGUUGAGAGAGUCAUUAUGCCUGGAAUAACACACUGGCAAAGUCCCUACAUGCAUGCCUACUUUCCUGCCCUGAACAGCUUUCCUUCGUUGCUUGGUGACAUGCUAUCUGACGCCAUCAACUGCAUCGGUUUCACAUGGGCGUCAAGUCCCGCGGCAACGGAGCUGGAGACGAUAGUGAUGGACUGGUUGGGGAAGAUGAUAGGUCUUCCCUCAGAAUUCCUGCACAGCAACAAGCAGACCAUGGGCGGAGGGGUCAUACAGACCACGGCCAGCGACUGCACAUUCGUGACAUUGUUGGCGGCGAGGUCAGACGCCAUUCGUCGUUACAGGGCCAACAACAACGACCUUGAGGACGCCGAGGUGAAUGCCAGACUUGUCGCUUACUGCUCGGACCAGGCGCACUCGUCUGUGGAAAAAGCGGGGCUUAUCGGUCUCGUUAAAAUGCGGUUCCUGCCAAGCGACGAAAACCUGAGUCUCCGGGGCAGCACCCUCCAGAAGGCGAUUGACGAGGACCUCCAAGCCGGACUCAUCCCGUUCUACCUGUGUGCAACCCUGGGAACAACUGGAGCAUGCGCUUUUGAUAACCUGAAAGAAAUCGGACCAAUAUGUGACGCGGAAGGCGUAUGGAUGCACAUAGACGCAGCCUACGCGGGGACGGCGUUCCUGUGCCCGGAGUACCGGAAGUUCAUGUUGGGUGUCGAGCAUGCGCAGUCUUUCGCUUUCAAUCCCUCGAAAUGGAUGAUGGUGCAUUUUGACUGCAGUGCAAUGUGGGUAAAGAAUAGCGGCGCUCUACAUAAGACCUUUAACGUAGAUCCCCUGUACCUCAAACAUGAGAACUCAGGUGCUGCCAUUGACUACAUGCAUUGGCAGAUAGCACUAAGUAGAAGGUUCCGGGCGUUGAAGCUCUGGUUUGUCAUCCGGUCUUUCGGCGUAGAGGGGCUUCAGAAACACGUCCGAGAGGGCGUGCGUCUGGCGCAGUACUUUGAGGACAAAGUUCGCAAGGACGAUCGUUUCGACCUCCCAGCUGUCCGCAAUCUUGGAAUGGUAGUGUUCCGAUUGAAAGGAGACAACGCAAAGACGGAAGAGCUUCUCCAAGCCAUCAACCGGUCCGGGAAGCUUCACAUGGUCCCCGCGUCCAUAAAGGGAAAUUACGUCAUCCGCUUCACGGUGACGUCACAGUACACGACGGAGAAGGACAUUGACAGAGACUGGGAAAUCAUACAGAAAACGCAUGCGCGACUGGAAUCGGAGGAAACGGACCUCCUCGAAGACGAGGUCUUCGAAGACGUGCACGCGAAAGAAGUCGCCAAGGACAAAGAGAAGACCACGUGGCGUAAGAGCAGGGAGUUCGGCAUGUCCCUGGUGCUUAGCAACGUGCCAAUGUCCCCCAAAGUUGUCAACGGCAGCUAUGCUGCUUUCUUUGACAACAUGGUGGAGUUUGCCAAGGAAAUUACUCGCACUGACUACGCUGAGAAGCCAAUAAGGUUGUCGCCACGCAGGCGCAUACAUCUUCGUGACCAAUCAAAACAGCAGAGCCUCGAUAUCGCACCGCUGUACGCAAAUAGAAAUCAUCCGUUUUUCAAACAGGGUUCACUAGACAGCAAAGUGGAGGAGAUCCUUGAAAGUUAUUCCAACGGAGGAUACAGUAUAAAGUAUCCUCAAGACCUCAGUGCUCUGGCGGAAACUGAGCAAGAGGAAUUCACUGACACCAUUCGAGUUGUUGUUCCAACGAAAGGAAUAGCCGGAAAGUAUGAUGGGGGGAAAAGUAACGGCGAAGCUGGCGGGAAAAUGCGUGUGCAGACGCGAGAUGCAUCCAAUGGCGUGCGAUUGUUCUGCAAGCACUGCGGUCACGUGGUGGACGUUGAUGAAAUUUAGAGGACGAUUUAAAAGUUGAAACUUAUUUAAAAUAGUCAGUCUGCUAAACAUUUUAUUAUUGUAAAACAUAUAACUUAAAGGAAGUGCAUAAGCUCACAACAAGAAAACGUCAGUUUACAGCUAGAUCUGCCAUGUUGUAGAUACAUUUAAGAAAUGUCGUAUGCAAUAAUAAUACGUAGCACAGAUACUUGCUUUCGCCACUAAUUGAUUUGCAUGUUCUGUUUAGAUGGUAAACACACUAAUGUCUCUUAAAACUAUUGUGGCAGAUCCCAGCCGAUUUUACUUCACGGAAAUUUGAUGUACAUCAUAUACGUAUUGAACUCAUACUUAUAAUAACUUUGUCCAAUUUAUGAAAAGAUUAUGCUCCAAAAGAGCCAGACAUUUUGUAAAAGUAUUAUUUCCCAAGCAAUAAAAGAUUCAAUUUAUAAUAGUUGGAACACACGCAUUAUAUAAUACAAUUUAAACAAAAAUCAUAUAAUUAAAAAUGAAGCGUAUAAAUGUACUUGAAAUAAUUGUACAAUAAGGUAAGUCAUUUUGAGGUUCGUUGAUCUUUCUUCAUAAUGUUCAUUUACCAAAUAUAAGAAAUUAAAAAGCGUGGAAGAGACGGUAAUAAGAAUCAUUUAUUGUUUCAAUUGUUUCAUUGAGGAAAACGGUAUUAUACAUCGUUUUCAGAAAUAGGACUUGUUAAGGAAUCAUGUAUAUUUUAAACUAUUGUAAUAGCUUACUAGUAAGAUUUUGACGAACCGAAUUAUUUGUAAUUACUUUGUACACUAAUAAAUGUUGUUGUAAAUGUGUGCUGAUAUUAAACUUGAAAUUUCAAAUAUGACGUAUGGAAAAUAUAAAAAAAAUGCCAAAAGAGUGGCUGUAUUCAAUACUAACAAUUCUGGAUAUAGUAACCUAAGUAUAUAGCUAUAUAGAUAAUGUUUUGUAAAUAUGAAGUGAAUACAUCUUACA